AUGGGCCGCCGCGCCGUGACCCCGCGGCACGGCGACGUCAUCGCCGCGGCGACCGCCGGCGACCUCGGAAAACUCCAGAGCUUCGACCGCGCCGCCGUCGCCGGCGCCGUCGACAAGCACGGCUGCACGGCGCUGCACUGGGCCGCGGGCGGCGGCUUCCCCGACUGCGUCGCCUGGCUCGUCGACGAGGGGCUCUGCGCCGUCGACGCGCCGCAGCAGACCAACGGCCGCGCGCCGCUCCACUUCGCGGCGCGCAACGGGCGCGUCGACGCGUGCCGCUGCAUCGUCGACCGCUGCGGCGGGCGCGUCGACCCGAGGGCCGACGCGGACGUGACGCCCAUCCAGCUCGCGGCCUGGCAGCUGCGCCUCGAGGUGCUGGAGUACCUGGAAAGCGCCGGCGCGGACCCCGCGCGCGUCAACGGCUUCGGCUGCACCGCCGCGCAUUGGGUCGUGCUGGCGCCCAAGGACCGCGCGGCCGUGCCCGGCCUCCACCUCAAGGUCGCGCGCUGGCUCGAGGCGCGGCUCGCGCCGGCGCUCGGCGACUGCUGGCGCCUGCGCAACGCCCAGGGCCACGAGCCGCUGCACAAGGCCGCGUUCUCGGGGCAUUCCCACUUUUGCGAGUGGCUCCGCGAGGCCAAGGGCAUCCUCGACUCGCCCGACGACCACGGCAACUACGCCGCGGACCUCGCGCGCGAGACGGGCCACGAGGCCCUGUCCGCGUGGCUCCGGACGAAGUGCGCGCCGUCGCGCGCCGCGGACCUCGCGGCGCUGCGCGCGUGCGCGCCGGACCUCGGCGACGACCCGGACGACGCGGAGCUGCGGCGCGCGUUCCGGAGCGCGGCGCUGGCGUCGCACCCGGACAGGGGCGGCGACGCCGCGGCCUUCGACCGCGCGAGGCGGUCCUACGAGCGCCUCGCGCGGGGCGUCGGAGCCCAGGCGAACCCGCUCCGCGACGCGGCGACGGUGCGGCGGCUCCUCGCGGACGAAGCCGUGUCGGCGAGCGCGCCGGGCGCGCUCGCCGAGUUCGAGGCGCGCCUCGCCGUCGUGCUGCUCGAGCAGCCGGGCGGGCUCGCGCUCGGCUCGCUGCGGAAGCGCUACGGCCGCGCGUGGCCCGACGCGCCCAACUACUUCCCGGAGCCCGCGGACCACGGCUACCGCAAGCUCGCGCACCUCAUCAGACACGAGGCGGCCCGCGUCGCGCGCGUCGUCGACGAGGACAACGGCAACGUCGUCCUCUACUCCGCGCUCGACAAGGCCGGCCUCGAGCACCGGCUACUCGAGCUCGAGGAGGCCAGGAGUAGCAAUAUUACUUCUUAG
Aureococcus anophagefferens is the source of this 1317-nucleotide messenger RNA. RefSeq lists its product as hypothetical. The record is from RefSeq and is a predicted model, not a curated record. The coding region runs from base 1 to 1317 and encodes 438 amino acids. Gene Ontology annotation, molecular function: protein binding. Gene Ontology annotation, cellular component: cytoplasm; nucleus. Lineage: Eukaryota; Pelagophyceae; Pelagomonadales; Pelagomonadaceae. The transcript has a single exon.